GGGGCCGGGGGAGGCCGGGGGCAACAAACAAGUAAAUAAUAGCGCGGACUGAGCGGGCCUCCUAAGGCAGCCACAGGAGGUAGCGACUCCCUUCUUGGCUCCUGGCAUUGGGCGACAGCAGGCAGCGAAGCCUUCCGCCGGCCGGGCUCUGUUGACCGCCUGGCGAAAAGAACUGACUGGACGUCCAGCUCGGAGCUGCGGAGCGACGUGAAGAAGCUUUGGAAGGAGAACGAAAGCGGGGCAAAGAGGACGCCCCCUCCCGUUCUUCCCCCCUCCCCAGCCCUCCCCGCCUUUCCUCCCCGUGCGAGGGAGCGCUCCCUUUCAGGCAGGCGCUCCGCGGGGCAGCCGUCGAGAGGCGAUACUGGGGGGCCGCGGCAGAGGGAGCCGUCGAGGCGCGGGGAGAAGCGGCGGAAGGGCGUCCAGAAGGGCGCCCUCGGUUGUGGCGCCGGGCCCGGCGGGGAUGGCGGCUACGGGGAGCAUCACCACCUUCCCCGACGACGGCGGUGGUGGCGGCGGCAGCGGUGGCCCCUUCCCGCCUGGACACUUUAAGGACCCCAAGCGGCUGUACUGCAAAAACGGAGGCUUCUUCCUGAGGAUUAACCCUGAUGGUCGAGUGGACGGAGUCCGGGAGAAGAGCGACCCGCACAUCAAGUUAAUACUUCAAGCUGAAGAAAGAGGCGUGGUGUCAAUCAAAGGUAUACGUGCAAACCGUUUCCUUGCUAUGAAUGAAGAUGGACGAUUAUUAGCACUGAAAUACGUAACAGAUGAAUGCUUCUUUUUUGAACGCUUGGAAUCUAAUAACUAUAACACAUAUCGGUCUCGUAAAUAUUGUGAUUGGUACAUAGCACUGAAACGAACUGGUCAGUACAAACCUGGACCAAAAACUGGACGAGGACAGAAAGCUAUUCUUUUCCUUCCAAUGUCUGCCAAAAGUUGAUCUGAGUGUCAACAAUUCAUAAAAUAUUGUGCAACAGUAGUAGAUGUUCCCUCCUCCACAAGACAAAUUAAUGUGAUAUUUUCCAAUCAACUGUGUUUGCUGAUUAAUUUGGUAUCAUUACUGUGUAGAACUGUAAGACUGAAAACCCUUUUCAUUCUCCGUUUAUAUAAGUGUGUUUGUGUAUAUACUAAUGUGAGUGUGGCAUGGAGAUAUAGUUCCACUUAAAUAUGUCAGUGAAGUAUUUCCAGUUAGAUUUUAUAAUCAUUUUAAUCUUAUGAUUUAGGAGUAGACAUUCUAUUGAAUGUGAAAAAAGUUUUAAACUAUGCAUAGUCUACAGAGUCUUUAUUAUUUAAGGGUAAUAUCUUUUUAAAAGACAUAAACAUUAAUAUUGAUUUUAAUCUGGAACAAAAUACACAAACAUAGGCUUUGAUUUCAAAUAAUCUUAAAUUAAAAAGAAUAUUAAUUUUACUGCAUAUCUGUCACAUUUUUAUAAUUUUCUGGCAGCUCUCUGUGGUACAACUUAUAGAAAAGGCCUGUAUACACAGCUGGCAAUUCUCUCAUAGAUAUAUCAAUUUGAUCAAACCCUUCCCGAUAUCCAUAGAGAAGUAAUCUAGCUAUAUUGCUAGUGAUUGGAGUAGUUUCUUUUGUCUUGGAAAGCUCUGUAAGGUCCAUCCAUUCACAUCUUAAGCACUCCUGCUGGCAGAAAUUAAUAUGGAAAGAAGAAGGCUCCAGACGACAGAUUAUGUACAUAUCUGAUUUCCCAAAGGCUCCAGGUUGCCCAUGCUGCUGUCGUAUGCUUAGAAUAGACUUGAAUUCAGACGUUAUACCUGUCUCUUCAAAAACUUCUCGAACUGCUGUGUUCCCUAAGAGGAAGAAUGAACUUAUAUAUGAGUUUUAACCAGAAAUUAUAAUUUUAGGAGCUUGUAAAAAUAUUAGAUAGGUUUUUUUAAAAAAACCUCAGGAAAACAAUCAUUACAGAGACUUCAACUGUUGCAGAGGCAGGGGUCCCCAACUCCCGGUCUAUGGAUUGGCACCAGUCCUCAGCAUUCCAGCAACCAGGCCGAGCAACAAGCAAAGCCCCAUCCACGGUUUGGAGGCAACACACAAAACUACGCCCCUUCCAGUCUGUGGAAAAACCAUGGAAUCAGUCCCUGGUGCCCGAAAGUUUGGGGGCCGCUGCUAUAGAAAGUAAGGAAGAUAACCUUGACAGAAAUAUGCAGAAACCAUUGUCUAGACUACUAUUCUAGCCACUCUCAAUAAAAGUAGUUUUAGGCUUCUUAUAGAAUUUCCUCAUCUGGUCUACCUAAUGAAGCUGAUAUCAAUCUUAUAAAUCCAAUUAUGAUGUAACCUCUUCUCCCUAAUUCAGUCAAUUAGGGAAGUAUCUGUCUGAGCCACUUCCAAAUGUUAUCUCACGCUUCUGGACUUAAAUGGUUCAGCCUCUUUUCUCUAGGCAACAGCUCUUGCUUAUCUCUGUCACGGUCAUCUUCCUUACUCUCUGCAAUUAGUUAUAGUCUAAAAUAAUUAUUGAAGUCACUUUAAGAAAGAUAUAUAUCUGAAAUUUGAGAGCUUCUAGUAGAAAACAGUUGGUCAAAGUUAAUGCAUUUUAAAACGAAUGCAACAUUAUAUUGUUUAAUUACUUACUAAUGUAUGUAACAAGCAUAACUUAAUGAUUUUCAAUUUUUAUUUUCAGAGCAAUGUGAUUAUACUGCUCUUAAUAAAAAAAGAGACAUUAUUAGUCUUUUUGAAUAUUUUUGGCAAUAAAUAUAUUAUUUGGCAAUAACUCAUUUAAUUGUCAUCAGGUUGAAUUGAGUGUUAUUACUUGUGUCUAAAUACU
This is a messenger RNA of Ahaetulla prasina, 2771 nucleotides long. It is a transcript of the gene FGF2, whose product is annotated as fibroblast growth factor 2. Gene Ontology annotation, cellular component: cytoplasm. NCBI's taxonomy places the organism in Eukaryota, Metazoa, Chordata, Lepidosauria, Squamata, Colubridae. Bases 461 to 937 code for a protein of 158 amino acids. The transcript has 3 exons. Gene Ontology annotation, biological process: fibroblast growth factor receptor signaling pathway; animal organ morphogenesis; positive regulation of cell population proliferation. The record is from RefSeq and is a predicted model, not a curated record. Gene Ontology annotation, molecular function: fibroblast growth factor receptor binding; growth factor activity.